Molecule: messenger RNA, 815 nt
Organism: Marmota flaviventris (yellow-bellied marmot)
Lineage: Eukaryota; Metazoa; Chordata; Mammalia; Rodentia; Sciuridae
Gene: Gng3
Product: G protein subunit gamma 3
Biological process (GO): G protein-coupled receptor signaling pathway
Cellular component (GO): heterotrimeric G-protein complex
Molecular function (GO): G-protein beta-subunit binding
Source: RefSeq, a predicted model, not a curated record
GAGACCACCCCUUCACGGACCUCAGGCCUGACCCUUUCCCAGUAGCCUUUUUUGUAUUAUCUGCUUCUGCAUCAGAUAUUUUCAGCUGCAACUCCCUGCAGGGUGGGGCACCCCCCCAUCUGAGGCAGUUUUUGGUGCCCCCCCUCCCCCACUGACCUUACACUCCAGGGCUGAGGCUGCUGCUGCCGCCUGCCACUUCAGGAUGAAAGGGGAGACUCCUGUGAACAGCACCAUGAGUAUUGGGCAAGCUCGCAAGAUGGUGGAACAGCUAAAGAUUGAGGCCAGCCUGUGCCGGAUAAAGGUGUCCAAGGCAGCAGCAGACCUGAUGACUUACUGUGAUGCCCACGCUUGUGAGGAUCCCCUCAUCACUCCUGUGCCCACUUCGGAGAACCCCUUCAGAGAAAAGAAGUUCUUCUGUGCCCUCCUCUGAGCUACUUAGUUCCUACUCUCCUCACCUUUCCCUCUCCGUCCUUCCUUAGGUCGGUAACUGUGGAGAGCUUCAGAGGCUCCCCGCAGCCCAUUCCUACCCUUGCCCCGCCCUGUGAGGUUAUCUGAAGCACAAGACCCUGCUCACCCACAUCGACCCCUCUCCUCACCCUCUGCGGCCAACCCCAAGCAACCCGUGACUAGGGCACUCUUAGCUCUACGAUCAGAGAGGUUUCUGCCAAACUGCCAGCGUCCUGUCCACGUCCCUCUGUGACCCGUUCAGACAAUGGAGAGAGGGACGCGCCAGGUGCCUGCUCUCAGUCACACCGGGAGCUACUGGAAGGUUAAAGCCAUUUAAAGAAUAAAUUCAUCCAGAACCUCAGAGGGCA